Messenger RNA from Xiphias gladius (swordfish), 2578 nucleotides. It is a transcript of the gene csnk2a2b, whose product is annotated as casein kinase 2, alpha prime polypeptide b. Gene Ontology annotation, cellular component: nucleus; cytosol; protein kinase CK2 complex. The record is from RefSeq and is a predicted model, not a curated record. Gene Ontology annotation, molecular function: ATP binding; protein serine/threonine kinase activity. Bases 905 to 1957 code for a protein of 350 amino acids. Lineage: Eukaryota; Metazoa; Chordata; Actinopteri; Istiophoriformes; Xiphiidae. The transcript is spliced from 12 exons. Gene Ontology annotation, biological process: protein phosphorylation; regulation of chromosome separation.
CCGGGCGGCUCUCUCGCUCCCCUUCAAUCGCAAUCCGCUUCCCUUCCCUGCGCUCUCGCCCGGGGAGGUCCGUGGCUACAGAAGAAAUCCUCGAAUUCCGGGCCCCUUCGUCGGCGUCUGGUACCGGCCCCCCUGAGGCGCUGCUUUCCCUCACAGCCGGUCGCACAUGACGCGAGCUCCGCCGAUGGUGGUGCACGGCGCCGAGGGCUCCCCGUCGGUGCGACAUCUACGCGCUGAAGUAGCAUCGUUGGCUAACGUUAGCUAACAACAUCGAUCCCUCUGCUACUCCACCCCUCUCUCCCUCCGGUCGAACCCCGCCACCGAUCCGUCACAUCAACAAUUGAUUGAUUGCACAGGACCGCCGAGGCCAUUUCCCCCUCCCCGACCGUCCAGCGCCUAGAGCAGGAAGCCCAGCCUUUUCUGCUCAGAUUUAGGGCCCGCAAAGAGAGUAGCCUCGGAGUUUCAACCCGUGAUAGUUAGAUCACCAACCCCCUUUCCUCCUCCUCCUGUGGCCUUUUUAGGGGUCCGUUUCUUCUCUACCUCAAUACCCGAAUGCCUCCCCGUCCCUGUGUGUAACCUCAGCUGCACUAUCACCCCGACUCUGAUCAGCCCCCUCCGUGCUCCACGGACACCGGCUCUGCUGCUUCUGACAAUCCGAACGAGGAGCGCUGCUCUGCGUGCACUGACUGCGGCGAACCCCGGUGGACAUAUCCGAUUCUCUCCAUCCCCGUCUCCCUUUUUGCUCAUUCUGGCUGCAGGGGGAAGCUAGCUGGCCGGCCUGCUCCACUUCACACCCAAACAGUUACGGAUCUACCCCUACAGUCCACUCCAACUCGUCCGCGAUCCCCACCGCAGCAGAUCUCCGUGACACACGCCCCGCAGCGCCCGAGCCACGGCUCUCGCCAUGCCGGGUCCGGUCGCCGGUAGCAAGUCCCGUGUGUACGCAGACGUCAACACGCUGAAAAGCCGGGAGUACUGGGACUACGAGGCCCACGUACCCAACUGGAACAACCAGGAGGACUACCAGCUGGUUCGUAAGCUGGGCAGAGGAAAGUACAGCGAAGUGUUUGAGGCCAUCAACAUCACCAACAAUGAGAAGGUGGUUGUCAAGAUCUUGAAGCCGGUCAAGAAGAAGAAGAUCAAGCGAGAGAUCAAAAUCUUGGAGAACCUGCGAGGAGGGACCAACAUUAUCCGACUGGUGGACACAGUCAAAGACCCAGUGUCCAGGACUCCGGCGCUUGUCUUUGAAUGCAUCAAUAACACAGACUUCAAGGAGUUGUACCAGAAGUUGACAGAUUACGAUAUCCGUUUCUAUAUGUAUGAACUACUGAAGGCUCUGGAGUACUGUCACAGUAUGGGAAUCAUGCACCGUGAUGUCAAACCCCACAAUGUGAUGAUCGACCACCAGUUGAGAAAGCUACGCCUUAUAGACUGGGGUUUGGCGGAGUUUUACCACCCAUCCCAGGAGUAUAAUGUCAGAGUGGCCUCACGAUACUUCAAAGGCCCCGAACUCCUGGUGGACUACCAGAUGUAUGAUUACAGUCUAGACAUGUGGAGCUUGGGCUGUAUGUUGGCCAGUAUGAUCUUUCAGAAAGAGCCCUUCUUCCACGGACAGGACAACUAUGACCAGUUGGUGCGAAUUGCCAAGGUCCUGGGGACAGACGAGCUGUUUGGCUACCUGCGUAAAUACCACAUUGAACUGGACCCGCGUUUCAAAGACCUGCUGGGACAACAGAGCAGGAAGCGUUGGGAACAGUUUGUGCAAACGGAGAACCAGCACUUGGUGAGUCCUGAAGCUCUGGACCUGCUGGACAAGCUGCUACGCUACGACCACCAACAGAGACUGACCGCCACAGAGGCCAUGGAGCACCCCUACUUCUACCCAGUAGUAAAGGAGCAAUCUCUGUCAAACUCUGACAACAACAUGGUUUCCAGUGGCAACACUACAGCGCGAUGAAACAAAGAGGUGGAAGAAGAAGGAUGUUUGUUACCUCAACUUUGUACCCGGUUGUGACAGUAACUUUGACAAGUGUACAGUGACAAUGGAUCAAAGAAACUCUGACCAGUUACACACUCACAGAUAUGUGCAUACAACUACACACAUACACCCACAUACAUCAGUGCAAGCACACCUCUAUACGCACACAUGCAGUCACAUAUACAUACACCCUCCUCCUCUGUAUCAGUCUGUGAUUGGCUUGUCCUGGUUCCCUGUCCAGUAGGAUGACCAAUGAGCUUGAAGCUGCUCCCCCAUCGUCCCCUCAAAUGCUCGUGGUCCUCCCAGCUCAGUCUCAUGUAGGUCAACAAGGACAAACUACUUUUAAAGACAAUUCAGUCUCUCCUCCUCUCUCUCCCUCCAUCUCUCCUUUAUAUCAUCCCCUCCUUGUUUGCAUCAGCAUGGAGAAUGAUCGGGAGUGUGAGCCUGUACAAGUCCCUCACCUCCAACCUGUUCCUCCAUCUGUCUGUCUGCCCCCCCCCCCAUCAUGUCCCCCGACAGACAGACAGACGUCUCACUAUUCCAGUUCUGAAAGUGGCAUGGUGGACUCUCUCUAGAUAGAUUGAUGAUGAUGAUGAUGAU